CAACCCUUCAACCUCAUCCCAUCUGCAGCUGCCCUCGUGCCCAACCAGACCUGCACAGCUUCACCAAUUAAUUCUUCGAUUCAUCGCUCUCUCCAAACUCUCACUCCUCCUCCUCCUCCUCCUCCUCCUCCUCCUCCAAAACCUGCCCAACGUCUGCCCAGACCGGCGCCACGCGCGCUACAAUACCAUUUCCCCCGGUCGCCCAUAUCACAUCACCUCAGAUGCCCCGCGAUUUGGAGUCUGAGAGAGAGAUCAUCGAGAAUCUACCCCAGCUCUCCCGCGAACCUGACAGUGGAGCUACUCCUGCUUCAGCCUCAAUGUCAUUCCGAGACAUCAUCUCUGGCGCUCCAUCCGCUGCGGACAAAGGUUACUUCUUCGAGCCAGACGAGAAUCAGAGCAAACGCGACGAGCUUCAUCCCUACGUCCAGACCCUGAACGUCACCAAUGUCGACAGCUGUGUAGCCUUAGAGGCCGCUGCAUUCCCACCCCACGAAGCCGCUACCAAAGAGAAGUUCGAGUACAGGUUCUCCGUCUGCGGCGAGCUCUCCCUGGGCAUGUUCACCGCAACACCAACGAAAGACGCACCCGCAAAUCUCCAAAAAGACGCCACGCUACAUACGGCAUCAUCGACACUGAUCGCGCACGUCGUCUCCACAAAGACAACAAACGACGUGGUGUCAGAUGAAGACAUGGAUUUGCCCAAGAACUGGCAGACUGAGCGCCAUUCCAUGUCAAAGGCUGGUCACAAGGAGGAAGGCCGCACUAUCGCUCUACACAGCCUUGCUGUUCUUCCUGCGUAUCAGAAAAUCGGCCUUGGAUCCACCAUCCUAAAGAGUUAUGUGCAGCGCAUGCAGAAUGCCGAGAUUGCAGAUCGGAUCGUGUUGCUGGCGCACGAUGAGUUGGUACCAUUUUACGAAAAGCAUGGCUUCGAAAAGAAAGGCAAGAGCAAGGCUACUUAUGGCGGUGGCAACUGGGUCGACAUGGUGUAUGAGUUUCCGAUCGACGACUCCGAAUAGUCUUUCGCUCGAGGAUGAGCUUGCUUGAGGCAGCCUGUAAUAGGCGUUAGGAGUCGCGAUACUCGAGGCAUGACUUACUUCAUUGUAGCAAUAUUACCGCAAUUACAAGUCCACCCAGCACACAAACUGACAUUGAUCCACCGGAUUGUCUGCUUCUGACCAGUCGGCGUAGCAAUCACAAAUAGAACAGACGCUGAUAGUGGCAGACGUACGACGAAACACCUCUACUGAUGCGGAAGCUUCCCACCAGCGAGCUUCACCAGCUCAGGGAAGAUUGGCGUUCCUAGUCCGGUGACCGCAUCCCAUCCUUUUGUCGCCGGGAAUCCGUCC
Pseudovirgaria hyperparasitica is the source of this 1346-nucleotide messenger RNA. RefSeq names its product acyl-CoA N-acyltransferase. The record is from RefSeq and is a predicted model, not a curated record. Lineage: Eukaryota; Fungi; Ascomycota; Dothideomycetes; Acrospermales; Acrospermaceae. The coding region runs from base 222 to 1016 and encodes 264 amino acids. Gene Ontology annotation, cellular component: cytoplasm. The transcript is spliced from 4 exons. Gene Ontology annotation, molecular function: aralkylamine N-acetyltransferase activity.